This is a messenger RNA of Desarmillaria tabescens, 711 nucleotides long. RefSeq lists its product as uncharacterized. The record is from RefSeq and is a predicted model, not a curated record. The transcript is spliced from 7 exons. Lineage: Eukaryota; Fungi; Basidiomycota; Agaricomycetes; Agaricales; Physalacriaceae. The coding region runs from base 1 to 711 and encodes 236 amino acids.
AUGCCUGAACCUGGACUGAACCGGACCCCGGCCAGACUACUCAGGUGCAAAUCACUCGCCCUGUCUCGAGAGUUGCAUCAGGCCGACGAUGCAUUCUCGUGGUUCGACAAGAAUACGUGGUCGAGAUAUAUCGCAAGGCUGAAAGAGAUUUGGAACAGUACACGGGACCAUCAGCGUACAGUCGAUGCAUUGCGGAAACGUAUGCAGGACGUUAUUUUCACCAUAGAAGAGGAGAGGUCACGUGCAGAGGCUGAGAUCGCGCAAAAUAGGGAAAACGUCGCCAUGGUUGAUAUGCCAUACCAGGGUGUCUGGUUCAUUCAAGGGUCAUUAAAACCUGAGGAAUACAAGUUAACAGAUGUUAGAGCCAGGACUGCAAAAGGACGUGAAGGGUCAUUCUGGAGAAUUAUCGUAUUGAUGCCACGGUCUUGCCUCGGCGUUGGUGUUGGUGCUAGGCAAGCGCUGGUCAAGCGCUGCCAGGUAGAACCGGACCGUCGGGCGGGAGUUGCCGAAAUACCGGCUUCGCUGGCUACCAUCAACACACCGUUACUUGCAGCACCGACCAUCUCGUUACCGAAUGCCUUGUUGCCCGAGCCAAUACCAGCCAGACUUGGUUUAACGAGGUCAAACGCUUCUCGUAAGGACCGGAUGGGCUUGAAGGGCCUGUGGUCUACGACUCCAGAUCAAUGUAUCCGAACGACCGGCCAGGAGUGA